AUGGCUACAAUUAACCUGGGCAACGCUAGCCCUACAGAUGAUAUCAAGCAAAUCGACUUAAAGCACCCGGCCAUCCAGAUCCAACCUCUGACCCUCGACACUCCUCUCUUGACUCCUGCUGCAACGCCCGAGGACGUUUCCCCAGCCGACGACGAACCAAUGGCGGGCAAAAAGCUAUUUUCAAUGGAGAGGCCUGACGACAAGGCGAAGAAUCUUGCCGCCAAGCUGACCCUGGAGGAACAGAUUUCUUUGCUUGCAGGAGCCGACUUUUGGCGCACCGUAGCUAUUCCUGAAAAGGGCAUUCCGUCAAUCAAGACUUCGGAUGGACCCAAUGGCGCUCGCGGAGAGUUCUUCACUAACGGCACACCUGCUGCCCUAUUUCCAUGCGGCAUAUCCAUGGCAUCCACGUGGAACUUGGACAUGAUUGAAGAGGUUGGCCGUCACCUUGGUGAAGAGGCAAAGGCUCGUGGUGCACAGGUGCUGCUUGCACCCACUGUGUGCAUGCACCGAUCUCCUCUCGGAGGCCGCAACUUUGAGUCGUAUUCUGAGGAUCCUUUUCUGACCGGAAAGCUUGCGGCUUCCUAUGUUCGUGGCCUUCAGAGUCAGGGUGUCGCCGCUACCAUCAAGCACUUUCUUGGAAACGAGCAGGAGACCGAGCGACAGGCGUAUGAUGCCAUCAUUGCAGAGCGGCCGCUGCGUGAAAUCUACCUCAAACCUUUUGAGAUUGCUGUCCGAGAUGCAUCACCAUGGGCGCUCAUGAGUUCUUACAACAUGGUCAAUGGUGUUCAUGCUGAUGAGUACAUUCAUUCUAUCAAGGAAGUCCUCCGAGGCGAGUGGCAAUGGAAUGGAGCCAUCAUCUCUGACUGGACGGGCACAUAUGCAACUGCUCCCUCGAUCAAAGCUGGCGUCGACAUUGAAAUGCCAGGCCCAUCCAAGUGGCGCAAAGUUGAGCAAGUGAAGGAAUGUCUCGACAAUGGCGAGAUAACUCCCAAGGACAUUGAGGAAUCUGCUGCCAGGGUACUUUACCUUGUCGAUAGGGUCAAAGGACUCAACAACAUGACACCUGAAGAGCCGGAGCGGUCGAUUGACAACAUCGAAACCCGGAACCUGAUUCUCCAAGCUGGUAUUGAAGGCUUGACACUACUGAAGAACGAAAACGACGUCCUACCGAUUAGGGAUGCGAAGAAGAUUGCAAUGAUCGGACCAAAUGCCAAGCGUGCGAUUGCCAGUGGUGGAGGAAGUGCUGGUUUGAACCCUUACUACAAUGUCACACCCUGGCAAGGUCUCCAGAAUCGAUUCGAUGGCGUGCUUUCAUUUGCGCAAGGUUGCGACAGCUCAAAGUGGCUGCCACUGGCCUCUCCCUACUGCAAAUCAAACGGUGAGACUGGCGUACGAUUGGAGUACUACAAGGGGGAUAGGUUCAAGGGUGAACCUGUUGUUGUUCAACAAAAGGUCAGCACAGACCUUUGGCUAUGGGAUUCAGCGCCUAUGGAGUUACUUCCAGACUUUUCUUUCAAGGUCAAGACUACACUCACACCAAAGUCGAGUGGAAACCACAGCUUCAGUUUUGCUUCAGUGGGACCAGGUCGUAUGUUUAUCAACGGCGAGUUGUUUAUUGACAACUGGGAUUGGACCGAGGAAGGCGAGGCCAUGUUCUCAGCGUCUGAGGAUGUACUCAAGUCGAUUUACCUAGAGGAAGGCAAGCCAGUCGAGAUCCUUAUCGAGAGUACCAGCGAAGUACGGCCCGCCUCAAAGGUGUCCGUUAUCGGCAGGCGUCACGACUACGGCGGUUGCCGCAUCGGCUAUCAAGAAGAAGAUAAGAUCGAUCGCCUACAAGAGGCUGCAGAUAUUGCAUGUGAUGCCGACGUUGCCGUCGUGGUAAUUGGGUUGGACGCAGAGUGGGAGUCAGAAGGAUACGAUCGCCAAACAAUGGACCUUCCAAAGAACGGCUCCCAGGAUCGUUUGAUCGAAGCUGUUCUGGCAGCUAACCCCCGAACAGUCAUUGUCAACCAGUCCGGAACACCAGUCACUAUGCCAUGGGUGCACAAGGCCCCCGCAAUCUUGCAGGCAUGGUACCAAGGUCAAGAGGCUGGAAACGCGCUUGCAGAUGUUCUGCUUGGAAACAGCAGUCCUAGCGGUAAGCUGCCAACGACUUUCCCAGUCCGAAUCGAAGACAACCCAGCCUACCACAACUGGCCUGGUGAGAACCUAAAGACUAUCUACGGAGAGGGCAUCUACGUGGGUUACAGGCACUACGAGCGAUCCAAGAUCGCACCACUUUUCCCCUUCGGCCAUGGCCUCACCUAUACCAGCUUCGAGUACGGAACACCAAGCGUCAGCAGUGAUAUUCUGUCCGAAAGUGACGAAAUCACCAUUACUGUACCCGUUACCAACACGGGUUCAGUAGCCGCCCCCGAAAUUGUCCAAGGGUACAUCAAGGAUGUCAAGUCUACGCUCCCUCGCCCAGAAAAGGAACUGCAAGCUUUCGGCAAGAUCUUCCUGCAACCAGGUGAAACCAAGGAUGUGGUCUUAAAAUUGAAUAAGUAUUCAGUGGGCUACUUUGACACAAGUCUGGGCCAGACUGGUGCUUGGAUUGCGGAAGAGGGAGUUUUUGAGGUGUUCAUUGGCGCGAGCAGCGCUGAUAUUAGGGCAAAGGUCAGCUUUGAGGUCAAGGAGAGCUUCCAGUGGAUCUUCUAG
Molecule: messenger RNA, 2697 nt
Organism: Bipolaris zeicola 26-R-13
Lineage: Eukaryota; Fungi; Ascomycota; Dothideomycetes; Pleosporales; Pleosporaceae
Product: glycoside hydrolase family 3 protein
Exons: 4
Coding region: 1-2697 (898 amino acids)
Biological process (GO): glucan catabolic process
Molecular function (GO): beta-glucosidase activity
Source: RefSeq, a predicted model, not a curated record